Messenger RNA from Astrephomene gubernaculifera, 1834 nucleotides. The record is from the annotation of a GenBank genome assembly. Lineage: Eukaryota; Viridiplantae; Chlorophyta; Chlorophyceae; Chlamydomonadales; Astrephomenaceae.
CCCAGAAGCAGAUGCGGAAGGCGGCGCAGCAGGCCAAGCAGCAGGCGGCGCCACAGCAGCGCGCAGCAGCAGCGGAGCUGCGCGCUAAGCAGGAGGAGCGUCGACAACCGCCGAUCGCAUCUUCUCACCGCUUCAAACCGAAGGACUGUCCCGCCCUCGCGCUAGACGCGCUGGACACAGCCGCCAAGGUCAUGCACUAUCUCGCCAAGCGGUCUGCCGUGGGGGCGGCGGCAGCGCAGGGGAUGGAGGCAGCACCCGCAAACAGCUCGAGCGGGAGCACCGCGGACAUCAACGUCGCGAGUCACAGCAGCAGCGGAGGCGGAGAGUUUGUGGGCGGUAGUAGCCGCGUGAGUGGCGACAACAACGGCAUGGGUGCCAGCAGCAGUAGCACUAGCAGUAGCAGCGGCACUAGUAGCAGCACUAGCCGCAAUGCAGGCGGCUUCGGUGUGGUCGCAGUGCUUCCGGAGGAGUGGUGGCGGGACGCGCUGGCAGCUCUGGACGUUGUGGUGGAAGAACGGGGGUGCCUUGACGUUGCAUGCAGCACAGCGGGCCUGGGGGCGCUGUUGCAGCAAGCCACCAUGCGGGAUAGUGGCGGUCGCUUUGGCCACCACCGCGGUGUACUGCUCUCGGAUAACGUCGCAGCCAACCUGGGCAUCGCGCAGCCGCUAGGCUUGACGCCCUGCCUGGAGCGAGUCCUCCGUCGCCUCCUGCCGCAACUGCCCGGCAGCGUGGAGCGUCUUGACAUGCCGGGUGUGUUCGCCUUCCUUGUGGACGACACCUCACUGCGGUCGCUGCUGCUCACGGCAGAUGCUGUACACCUGGUGCCGUACGUGGUGUCCUCCAGCAAGGCUGUGUCGCGGUUGGUGGCCAAGGAGGUCGUUCCGUCCAACAACAAGAACGUUGUGUACGAGGCCGUGGACGCAAUGGGGCUGUACUGUGUGCCGGUGGAAUUGCUUCUCGUGAUGCAGCUCUGUGGGAAGGUGUUGGCGGCCAAGGAGGGCGCACAGGGGGGCGCCGCAGCGCAGGCGGAGCCAUCAGGAACUGUCGGAGAGAGGAGUGCUGCGAAGGAUGCGGCCGCAUCUGGGGCAGCAGUCGCGCCUGGGGCAGCAGUCGGCAUGGGCGAGUGCGGCAGUGGCGGCGGUGCUGAUGUGGCAGGUGGCGGCGACGGCGGCGGUGACAAUUCCGAUUGUUCAGGCGAACUUCCCAGCGUAUCGGAGGUAUCCGCGGAGGCUGCCGAGCGAGUCCUGCUGAUCGGUUCCCUCAUGGCGGCGCGACGGCUGCCGGCUGUGGCGGCUGCCCUGCCGCUCUUGACGUCGUACGGCACUCGGAUGCUGGUGUUUAGAACCCAGCAAGUGGUGGCUCACGUGUUGCUUCGCUGGGUGCCGCUGCUGGCGACGGCCUACCUCCUGGCGUCAAAACAGCGCCAGGCGGCCGCUGCGGCUGCCUGGAAGCAGCUGCUGUUGGCGGACAUGGACGUGUUUGGCUUGAUGGACCUAGCCAUGUCGGCGGCGGCUGAGGUGGCGCCCUUCGCGGCGCCAAAGCUACAUGCGGCGUUGCUCUACCCACCUGCGCUGUCCCACUUGCUGGCUGCGUUUCUGGCGAUGCUGCUGGCUUUCCCAACCGAGGUGGCUGCUGCCAUGGCGCCCAAUUACGCGGAGAUGAUGCCUGAGACUGCAGCCGGCGGGAACGGCACCACCGGAUCGCGCAAGCAGCAGCGGCUGCCCGUGCCCAGCUUGAUAUCCGCUCUGCGGCAUUACGCGGUGCUGUAUGGCGAGGGCAGCUGCAUGUCCGAGUUCGGGACGGUGAGGAUGCUGUUGGGGGACCUUGGUGAGGA